This is a messenger RNA of Aspergillus japonicus CBS 114.51, 1881 nucleotides long. Its product is annotated as putative general amidase. Bases 250 to 1881 code for a protein of 543 amino acids. The transcript has 3 exons. Lineage: Eukaryota; Fungi; Ascomycota; Eurotiomycetes; Eurotiales; Aspergillaceae. The record is from RefSeq and is a predicted model, not a curated record.
GGUGUGGGAAGCAAAGGCUGAACAGAGUGAAUCCAGAGUCAACUUAUUUCAUACUCAUCUUCGUACCCCUCGACGCUAGGUGACAUCACCCUUGCAUUGGCCGUCUGCCCGACGAUCAACUCAACCCCUCUUCACCCCGCACGCUAUUCACCCAUUCACCCUUAUACAAGCACUGCACUGUCCCUACGCCUACUCCUUCCCCGUUCCUCGACUUCACACUCACACUCACAACCACAACCACAACCCACCAUGACCACCCUAACCUGGCAGCAAAAAGUCCAAGCCAAGCAAGCCGAAGCCCUGGCCAAGAUCCCCGCCGAAUGGCGCCUCCCCGCCUCUCUCCUCGCGACAGCCACCCCCAUCUCCCCGGAGAAUGUCCUCUCCAUCCCGCGUGACAGUGGGCUUCUGACCGCGCGCGAGCUGGCCAUCACCGAGACAGCAGACGCGACGACCCUGCUCGCGCAGCUGGCGGACGGCACCUACACGGCCGUCGAAGUGACGACAGCCUUCAGCAAGCGCGCGGCCAUCGCCCAACAACUGACCCACUGCCUCACAGAAACGAUGUUCGAGCAAGCCCAGGCCCGCGCCCAGGAGCUCGACGAACACCUCGCAAGGACAGGCCAGCCCGUGGGGCCGCUGCACGGGCUCCCCGUCAGCAUCAAGGACAUGUUCCACGUCGCCGGGACAGCGUCGACGCUGGGCUACGUGCACUUCCUGGACCGACCAGCCCAAAAGACCAACACGCCGCUCGUGGACGUGCUGCUGGCCGCCGGCGCCGUGAUCUACGUCAAGACCAACGUGCCCCAGACGCUGAUGACCGCCGACUCGCACAACAACGUCUUCGGCCGCGUGCUCAACCCGCACCACCGCUCGCUGACCGCCGGCGGCAGCUCGGGCGGCGAGGGCGCCCUCGUCGCCCUACGCGGCUCGCUGCUCGGUGUCGCCACCGACAUCGCCGGCUCCAUCCGCAUCCCCGCCCACUGCUGCGGCCUCGUCGGCUUCAAGCCCUCCAUGGGCCGCGUCCCCCACGCCGGCGUCAUGAGUCCCGCCGUCGCCGGGUAUCUGUCCGGGAUCUCCGCGGUGAUUGGGCCUGUCUGCCACUCCGUCCGCGACGCGGAUCUCUUCAUGAAGACUGUCUGCGACGUGCCGCCUUUUGAUUUUGAUGAUCAUGCGUUGGGAAUCCCCUGGGCUGUAGCCGACCAAGGGAAGGGCGAGAAGCUGCGGAUCGGGCUGUUCACGGCGCACCCCGGUUUGCCGCUGCACCCUAACAUCGCGCGGAACCUGCAUCGGGCGGCGGAGAAGCUUGCUGCUGCGGGCCACGAGAUUGUGGAUGUUACUACGGAGUUCCCGGACAUGGAGGAGGGGAAUGAGAUCGCGUUCGGGCUGUUCGGGCUCGAUGCCGACCGGACCGCGGAGUCGCAUUUGCAUGCAGCGGGCGAGCCGCCCGUUCCGUCCGUGGGGAUCGUCAAUGGAUCCAGCAAGACAAAUCCAAACCCGACCCUGCGCGAUCUGUUCAGGUUGACCGCCCGAAAGGCGGAGAUCACCGCGCAGACGCGCCGCAUGUUUGUGGACAAGAAGCUGGAUGUGAUCCUGGCGCCGGCGUACCAGAGCUGCGCCCUGCCGCAUGAUAGGUAUAGUCAUGUGUGGUAUACGGUGUUUUGGAAUUUGGUGGAUAGUCCGAGCUGCGUGCUGCCGUUCGGCAGGUCAGAGGCUGCUGCGGAUCGGGAAUGGUUCAGACAGGAUGCAGUGUAUCGACCCCCUUAUCGUCCGGAGGAAGUGGAGGGCGCGCCUUGUCAUGUGCAGUUGGUCGGACGGCGGCUGAAGGAAGAGUUGCUGGCACGACAGGCGGAGUUGGUCGAGGCGGUCCUAAGAAAUGACUAG